Messenger RNA from Thermothelomyces thermophilus ATCC 42464, 1573 nucleotides. RefSeq lists its product as uncharacterized. The record is from RefSeq and is a predicted model, not a curated record. Gene Ontology annotation, cellular component: nucleus. The coding region runs from base 252 to 1295 and encodes 347 amino acids. The transcript has a single exon. NCBI's taxonomy places the organism in Eukaryota, Fungi, Ascomycota, Sordariomycetes, Sordariales, Chaetomiaceae.
CAGAAGCUGCAGCCGCAUCCUGCAACACGGAAGCUUCCCACUUUUGUUAAAGUGCAGGGUUCCCCACAGAUGCAGGCCGUGGCCGCAAAGGUAUGUACAUACAUGAGCUGUAGCAUCUGAAGCAAACCGCCGACAAAAAAAAAAGAGGUUGAACUAGCUGCAUCUACGUAAGCAGGAGAACCGGCUUUUACGCACUUGACGGGCACGCCGCUUAGGGGGCCAGUAUAUCGCCAAAAACAUCAUCGAAUAGGAUGCCACAAGAUCCUAAUUUGUACGGGCAACGGCCCCCCAAGAGGCAGAAGAAGGAGAUGGCUAUCUCGGGAUCUGUGGCCUUUGCCUCGCAACUGAGCUCGCUGCUUGCCGAAUCCUCGACGAAUAGUGCGACUAGUUCUUCUUCUUCAACAGCCGUCAAUGGCCGAACCCGUUCGUCGAAGCUGAAGACAGACGACCUGUCCAAGACCAAAGUGAAGCGCAAAGAAGGGCCCGACGGCGAAUCGAAGCCCAGCAGCAAACUCACCCUCAAGUCACCCUCCGGCACCGAAGAGACCAAAGCCGAGCGCGAUUUCAUCCGCCGCAAGAUGGAGUCCAAAGCGCGGCUGUAUGCCGCCAUGCAACGGGGCGACUACAUCGGGCGCGAGUUCGGCCUCGUCGACUUUGACCGCAAGUGGGCCGAGACCCAAGCGAACAAGGACAAAACCGCCGGCUCUCCCUCCUCGGAUUCGGACUCGGAGGAUGAUGAGGAGGAGGAGGAGGAAGCCGGCAACGGCGACGACGUCGACACCACACUGCACGAGUACACAGACGAGUUCGGCCGCGUCCGCUACCUGACGCGCUCCCAGAUCCUCCGGCUGCAGCGCAGCACCGCCUCGGCCGCCGAGCUCGAGAACAUGUCGGCCCGGCCGAAGGCGCCCGAGACGCUCAUCUACGGCGACGCGAUCCAGACGGAGGCCUUCGCGGCCCGCGACGGCGCCGAGGCGAUGGAGGCCCUCGCGCGGAAGCGCGACCGGAGCCCCACGCCGCCCGAGGCGACGCACUACGACGCCGACCGGGAGAUUCGCACCAAGGGGGUCGGCUUCUACAAGUUCAGCAAGGAGGAGGAAAAGCGGCAGGAGGAGAUGAGAGCGCUCGAGGAGGAGAGGGCACGGACGGAGGCCCUGCGGAGGGAGAGAGAGGAGAAGGCAAGGAAGAGGAAGCAGGAGAUUGAGGAGCGGAGGAAGGAGAUCCUGGAGAGGAAGACCAAGAAGCUGGCAGAUAGUUUCUUGGAGGGGUUGGAGAAGGACCUGGUGGGGGGUUGAUCAAGCUUUCUUCCUCUUUCGGAUACUGAAGAGCAGACCCACGAGCGUAUACCUCCAAAUGGGAAGGAGGGGUUUGUAGCUUAGAGACUGAAUCCGCUUAAGCUUAACCCUUUGGCGGCAGAUGUCUCUGUUCAGGGGGGUCUGACCUAACCGUGGGGCGGGUUGGGUUUUCCUGGGUAUGCAGCGUGCCGGACAUACGCUCUCUCAGGGAGAGAGUUAAUUUGAACAAAGAGAAAAGGACAGAAAGUAAGAAUUGGAUGGCAAACGGGACAUGAGAG